Salvia miltiorrhiza (redroot sage) is the source of this 1231-nucleotide messenger RNA. Its product is annotated as zinc finger protein WIP2. The record is from RefSeq and is a predicted model, not a curated record. Lineage: Eukaryota; Viridiplantae; Streptophyta; Magnoliopsida; Lamiales; Lamiaceae. Gene Ontology annotation, biological process: anatomical structure development; regulation of gene expression. Gene Ontology annotation, cellular component: nucleus. The transcript has 2 exons. Bases 79 to 1050 code for a protein of 323 amino acids. Gene Ontology annotation, molecular function: DNA-binding transcription factor activity.
UAUUCUCCAUUUCUCUCUCUCUCUAUAAAGCCAGUAAGUUCCUCCAGCCCACCAUUUUCCUCUCCCACCUUUUUCACUAUGACUGAUCCCCACUCAAAUCUGUAUGCUCAAUGGCUGUUCAAAUACAACCCUCUCCACCAUUUCCCCACCUCCAAUCCUCCCCACCACCCCUUCCUCCACAGCUACGCCGCCGCCAACAACCACCAUUAUCAAACCCCUCCCCCCUCCCCUCCACUGCGCGAGGCCCUCCCCCUCCUCUCCAGAUACGAAGAGCAGUCCUGCUCCGGCAUGGAUCUCGAAAACAUCAACAAACCUUCCAAAACCAUCCAAAUUCCCUCCUCCUCAUCAGCUCAAGAAGACGACGAUGAUGAUAAUGGUGUCACCGUCGCGCUGCACAUAGGCUUGCCAAACCCUAGCGCCGCUGAUCUCGCGUCGGUGAUGGUGUCAUCGGACAACGGCGGCGACAAGGAGGAGGCCGCCGAUCUGGCGGCCGAGUACCCCAUCACCAGGCUCAACAAGGGGCAGUAUUGGAUUCCCACUCCCUCGCAGAUUCUCAUUGGCCCAACGCAGUUUUCAUGCCCAGUUUGCUGCAAAACCUUCAACAGAUACAACAACAUGCAGAUGCACAUGUGGGGCCACGGCUCUCAAUACCGGCGGGGGCCGGAGUCCCUGCGCGGCACGCAGCCGACGGGGAUGCUCCGCCUGCCGUGCUACUGCUGCGCCCCCGCCUGCCGCAACAAUAUCGACCACCCGCGCGCCAAGCCCUUGAAGGAUUUCCGAACCCUCCAAACGCACUACAAGCGCAAGCACGGCAUCAAGCCCUUCAUGUGCCGGAAAUGCGGCAAGGCCUUCGCCGUCAGGGGCGAUUGGCGCACUCACGAGAAGAACUGCGGCAAGCUCUGGUACUGCAUUUGCGGCUCCGAUUUCAAGCACAAGAGGUCCCUCAAGGACCACAUCAAGGCCUUCGGCACCGGCCACGGCGCCUACGGCGUCGACGGCUUCGAGGAAGAAGACGAGCCCGCUUCAGAGGUUGAGCAGGAUGAGGACUGAAUCAACAAAUUCCUAGGGUUUUUUUUUUUUUUUUUGAUAUGUGUUGGGACUUAAAUUUUUAUGAUCGAUCGGUUUACACCAGCUAAGCUUAUGAAAUAUGAUGUAAAUCCUUAAUUUUUUUUUUCCGGCCAUGUUAUAACUGCUAGCUAAUACCUAAAACAAAAAAAGCUUUUGAUGAUCA